GGUCGAGAUGCGUGCUCGGCACCACAUGGCUCGUGCCCAUCUCGCACUGAAAAAUUUCUAUUUCCAUCCCUCACCAACCGGACCGGAGCCAUUGGUGAUUAGUAAAGUUGACAACGCAGCAUAUCUGCAACUCCUCCAAUCAUACCCAAUUUUCCGUCCGCGUUCAUUUUCCCGCAAAAUCUAUAUAAACUCCAGCAGACGCCCAGCAGCGCAAAACAAAUUUGAUAAGCCAUGGCCGCAUCUGGUUCCAUUCAGAAGUCAGACGAAGAAUGGCGUGCAGUUCUGUCUCCGGAGCAGUUUCGAAUCCUUCGUGACAAAGGAACAGAGCCAAAAGGCACUGGAGAAUAUGACAAGUUCUUUUGUGAUGGCGUCUAUAAUUGUGCUGGUUGCGGGACGCCACUCUACAAAUCUACCACCAAAUUCAACUCUGGGUGUGGUUGGCCUGCUUUCUACGAGGGUUUCCCUGGAGCAAUUAAUCGCACUCCAGACCCAGAUGGGAGAAGAACCGAAAUCACAUGUGCAGCUUGUGGCGGUCAUUUAGGCCAUGUUUUCAAAGGCGAGGGAUUUAAGACGCCCACGGAUGAACGUCACUGUGUCAACAGUGUCUCGAUCAAGUUUUCCCCAGAGGAGGCUUCAUCUGCUUCCCUUUGACAAUUAUCAUGCCGGUUAUAAUGCAAGAAUAAGCUCCUUUCAUACUUGGAUGAAGUCUGGUAACAAGUAAUAUGGUUCUGCAGUUGUAUUGCUUGGUGUUGUUUGAGUCUUGAGUACUUGGGUGUUGAGUUUCUCUCACGAGGUGGAGGCCCUUCCUGUAACUUAAAUGUGGAUCUCCUUUAAUUGUUUCUCUUGUACUCGUCUGAAAGGUAGCUUUUUAUGUUUU
Molecule: messenger RNA, 877 nt
Organism: Rhododendron vialii
Lineage: Eukaryota; Viridiplantae; Streptophyta; Magnoliopsida; Ericales; Ericaceae
Product: peptide methionine sulfoxide reductase B5-like
Exons: 3
Coding region: 232-651 (139 amino acids)
Biological process (GO): response to oxidative stress; protein repair
Molecular function (GO): peptide-methionine (R)-S-oxide reductase activity
Source: RefSeq, a predicted model, not a curated record